AUGUUUGCGUCGUUGUUGAUUUCUGGUUCUUUGAGUAGACCUGAUGACGUAUGGCAACAAUGUUGGAUAUUAUUAUCUGACGAUAUUCUAUACAGGCAGCGACAAUUGUUCAAUAACGAUGAUUUGCGGCUCGGUGAAGAUGCUAUCAAGAAUCUCACCCUUGCUGAAAUUGAGACUCUUAUGCGAAUUCGCGGCUCAAGUCUUCGUGAAUAUUCAUGCAUGCCUUAUCCGAACAGUGAAAGUAUGCAUAACACUUCAAACCGCCUUAUAUUGGAUGAGCUUAAUUAUGAUCGUAAGGCACUUGCUAUGGAACACGAAACACUUCUUGGGAGAAUGACUGGUGAACAAAAAGGAGUUUAUUCAAGAAUUAUGUUCGCUGUUGAUUCAGGUGCUGGUGGAGUAUUUUUUGUAUGCGGUUAUGGUGGUACUGGAAAGACAUACUUGUGGAGGACUUUGUCUGCGGCGUUGAGGUCGAAAGGUAAAAUUGUUUUAAAUGUGGCAUCGAGUGGAAUUGCAUCGCUUUUGUUACCUGGUGGAAGAACUGCACAUUCUCGAUUUCGAAUACCGAUUAGUAUUCAUGAAAAUUCUUCUUGUGAUAUCAAUCAGGCAAGUCCUCUUGCGGAGCUAAUAAUGAGAUGCUCUCUAAUCAUAUGGGACGAGGCGUCUAUGAUGCACAAACAUUGCUUUGAGGCAGUUCAAACAUCACUGCAGGGUGUAAUGGGUGUAGUAGACCCUUCGAAUAAAAGCAAGCCCUUCGGAGGUAAGCCGAUUGUCUUUGGUGGAGAUUUUUGA
Messenger RNA from Striga hermonthica, 792 nucleotides. The record is from the annotation of a GenBank genome assembly. NCBI's taxonomy places the organism in Eukaryota, Viridiplantae, Streptophyta, Magnoliopsida, Lamiales, Orobanchaceae.